UACCCGCAUAGAAUCUUGCGCUAUAAAGAGUCUACAGUGAAUGUAGAAAAGAUGACACCGGUAAAAUCAUGAGUGCAAUGGAAAAAUAUGGAAAUGGUCUUCUGAAAUGUAUAUGACUUAUUUGACAGUGGAGCGCUCAUUGUUGACACAACGCCUGAUGAAACCGGUGAAUGCUUCCUACUUCGAGAAGACGGUUAAACAUUUAUGAUAUAUCUUGUUUUCAUCUUGGAGGAAGAAGAGCUAUAGAGGUUUAUAGUGAAAAUGGUUUAUAUGCCUUGCUAUUUAUGGACCAUUGAUCGUCUUGAUUACUCUGAAAUAAUCUGGGAGUAAAACUCCAAAUCGAUGGGUGUCAAGCGGGGAUUGACGUGCUCCUUGAAGCGUCUUGUUGUCAUGACGAUAUGGAUCGGGAUCGGAUGUCUUGCUAUCAGUGUGUUUCGCGCCCCUUCCGAAUAUGACAUGUCACGUGACCCGUCCAGAUCACAGCUCCUACCACUUUUAAGGGCCGAUGUCAGCAGACAAAUAAACAUGCAUCCUGAUACCACAUCUUCUCGGGACAAGAACAGUGACCAGCUGGCUGGUAUGAAAGGAAAAGAGGAGAAGAAGUCAGGUGACGAACCUAAACGGGUGGUCAAAGUGGUUAGGGUCAUACGACGAGUUGUUCAGAAAGUGGUCACCUCCGAUGCUGACCAAACCUCAACGAAGGAUGUCCUCAAGUUCUUUAGCCACGCCUCUAAGCUUCAUCCAGCAUCAGCAUCCAAGAACGAGAACAAUAAUUUUCCGGUCACGGACAAGUUAUGGAAAUUCAGUAAGAUGGAGGCAGAGAAGAUCUACCUCUUUAGGCAGCUACUAUCGAAACCUUGGAAACCUAACCCAGAGCAUCUUCGUCAAUUCAGAGAGGAGUUGUUGUACGAACCAAGAAGGCGCCCAAACAUGGUCGUUGCCACACAGAAGAAUACAAACGCCAACAGUGUAUUACAAUUUUACAUCACUUCAAAAACCCAGAGACACGAAUUCAACAACGGCACUCAUUUUAUCAUGAACGAGUCGGUGUAUAAUUCAUUUCCUCACAACUCUCCUUUUCGACAUAAACGAUUCAAAAAGUGCAGUUUAGUUGGAAACAGCGGAUCGUUACUGAACAAUUCAUGUGGAGUAGAAAUAGAUGAUGCAGACUUUGUAUUUAGGUGUAAUGCGGCUCCGUUACAGAAUCACAGCGAGGAUGCCGGCUUUAAGAGCAACUUCACAACAUUUAAUCCUAGUAUUUUCUUUAAAAGAUUUGGUGGCCUUGCCAAUGAAAGCAACCUCUCGGAAUUUCUUCAUCAAAUGAAAGAAUAUUCCGGGUAUCUAUGGUUUCCAUGUUUAAGCAGCCAUAGGUACACAGAUAUAUGUCUUAACGCUUCUUUCUUCUACAACAAUUCUGAAAAUCAGUUUGUGGUCGGUCACCCGGAACACUUUAAAGCAAUCUGGCAAUUCUGGAAAGACCGUAAUGUCACCAAGAUUAUAUCAACAGGUUUUUAUGUAACAAACUUUGCCUUAACGGUAUGUGACGAGCUUCAUCUGUACGGCUUCUGGCCAUUCCCAAACGAGUUCCGCUCUGAGGCGAUGAGAAACGUUCCCUAUCAUUACUUCGAUGAAGAACAUUUUAGUACCUCCCACGCCAUGGGCGAUGAAUUCAUGAACCUUCUGCAACUACACGAGCUCGGGAUCCUGAGACUUCACACAAAUAGCUGUGUGAGGUGAUCGAUGUUCAUACUCACAAGGCUAGGGGCACCAGACUAUGGUGGCC
This is a messenger RNA of Lytechinus variegatus (green sea urchin), 1783 nucleotides long. RefSeq names its product alpha-N-acetylneuraminide alpha-2,8-sialyltransferase-like. The transcript is spliced from 9 exons. Gene Ontology annotation, biological process: N-glycan processing; oligosaccharide metabolic process. Gene Ontology annotation, molecular function: alpha-N-acetylneuraminate alpha-2,8-sialyltransferase activity. Bases 343 to 1737 code for a protein of 464 amino acids. NCBI's taxonomy places the organism in Eukaryota, Metazoa, Echinodermata, Echinoidea, Temnopleuroida, Toxopneustidae. The record is from RefSeq and is a predicted model, not a curated record.